UCGGUGGAGGGUUUCCACUAGUUACCACAGCCUUAAAGUCAAAAUUGGCUAUCUUUUCAAAAUCCAGAACUAAAAUAUGCUUAAUUUAAGGUUAGGAUUAGGCAUACAUUUAGCAGUGGUUAAGGUUAGGUUUAAAAUCUGAUUUUAAGAAAAUAAAUUGUAGAAUAGGCGGGGUUUAUGACUUUGUGGCUGUGUGACGACCGUGAGGAGGCUACCAAAGAAAAUGCUAUUGUUGUCGUUUGUCAGCAAGACGAUAACUGGCAAAGAUACUUAGCUAGCCGAAAGGAAUUAUCAAUGAGUAUUUUAUAUAUUGACAACGCCACAUAUUACAUGUUAAAAUGAAAAAAGGAGGAAUGCUUCGUUGGGCCUAACUGCUCUGACCUGAGGGAGCUGAGUCUGCUCCCCCAUAAUCCCUUUGACCCCUGACUUUUGACCCCUGGACGGUGUAACCAUGACGACGGGGGAUUGUUGCCACCUCCCGGGCUCCCUGUGCGACUGCACUGGCAACACUGGCCUGUCCAAAAGCGUGGAGGAGUCGGAUAACUGCAGAGCGCAGUAUGUCACCCAGGUCACAGCCAAAGAUGGGCGGCUGCUCUCCACCGUCAUCAAACCUUUGAGCACACAGAGCGAUGGGCCAAUUUGCCGGAUCUGCCACGAGGGGGCCAACGGCGAGGGGCUUCUGUCCCCCUGCAACUGCACAGGGACUCUGGGCACGGUGCACAAGAGCUGCCUGGAGAAGUGGCUCUCCUCCUCCAACACCAGCUACUGUGAGCUGUGCCACACAGAGUUCACCAUUGAGCGCAGGCCCAAGCCUCUCACAGAGGUAACAAAGUGGCUGCGGGACCCGGGCCCUCGUAACGAGAAGCGCACAUUGUUCUGUGACAUGGUGUGCUUCCUAUUAAUCACGCCCCUGGCAGCCAUCUCUGGCUGGCUGUGUCUGAGGGGAGCCCAAGAUCACCUGCACUUCAACAGCAGACUGGAGGCCUUGGGCCUCAUCGCCCUCACCAUCGCCCUUUUCACAAUAUACGUCCUCUGGACUCUGGUAUCAUUCCGCUACCACUGUCAGCUCUACUCUGAGUGGAGACGAACCCAUCAGAAAGUACGCCUCCUCCUUCCCGACGCAAAGGGGCGGCAUUCUAACCAGCAUUCCUUGCUCUCCACCAAGCUGCUGAAAAAAACAGCAGACGAGACUAUAGUAUGAGGUCAAAGGUGGGAAGAUUUGAAGUUGGUGGUCUUUGGGUGCUGGAGGUUCUCAAUGAAAAAGCACGUCUCCAACCAGAGCCCAAGCUCUUUUUCUAUUUAAAUCCUUUUUACCUAUGUGUGUCAUCAUCGUCAGCACUUCUUUUUUAUUUUGUCGUCUGAGCCUCUGAUGGUGUUUUUUUUGUGAUCUGGUAAAGAAACCAGUAUUUUAGAGACCAGUGAUUACCGUGCAGUAUGGUGUUUCUGAAGGUUUGGAAAAGGGCAGUUGAUUGGAUGGGUCUCCGCUGUGCGCUGCAAAGGGACAACAUAGGAUUCGUUGGACAGAUGCUCAGUGGAGAUGGCUGCUGAAGCUUUAAGACCAAACCCUCUAGUGUUUAAGUGGACAAUUCCCACUUUCUCCUCCCUAACUUCCUUCACAGCCAUCUCUAAAAGUGUAGCAUGGAUUGUUGACGCUGAUCUACGGCGAUCCAUCCAGCGGUUGGUUCCCUAACCACUGAGUGUAGAAGUAAGAAGCUUAAAGCUUUCAUUCCCGUUUACCAGCCAAAGGCUAUUAGACUGGGGGGAUUAGAGAUGCUUAUGACAUUGCUACGCAAGCCAGUUGACUCCCUUCAAUUCAGCUCCAUCUGUUUUCCUACUUGGUGUGAGCAGGAAUUUUGUUCAUAAAGAUGGAGAUUGUGCAAUAAAACACUGGACACGG
Oncorhynchus tshawytscha (Chinook salmon) is the source of this 1897-nucleotide messenger RNA. RefSeq names its product E3 ubiquitin-protein ligase MARCHF2. The record is from RefSeq and is a predicted model, not a curated record. The transcript has 5 exons. Gene Ontology annotation, molecular function: ubiquitin-protein transferase activity; zinc ion binding. Bases 452 to 1201 code for a protein of 249 amino acids. Gene Ontology annotation, biological process: protein ubiquitination. NCBI's taxonomy places the organism in Eukaryota, Metazoa, Chordata, Actinopteri, Salmoniformes, Salmonidae.